AUGAUGGCGCAGCGGAUGGCAAUGCGCUUGGAUGGCCAAGGAAGAACUGGGCAUGCUUUUACGCUGCCUCACUUCCUUGGGGAUGGGCUUGUGGACCUGCAUAAAAGGACUCCCAUCCCUCCGUCCUUCACUCACAUUACUUCAUUGACUUCACAGUCUACCACAACUGGUAAGUUCCACUGAUUCUUUUGUAUUUUAAAAGCCAGGAAGUGGGAAGAACCUUUGACAGAAUUGGAGCCCUUCCUUCACAGUGCAAUAAUCUAGUGUAAGUGAGUUCUGAACUCUCCGCUCAGCCCAUUAUCUGCCUGGAAGGACAGUAGCUCAGUGGUAGAGUAUGUGCUUUGCAUGUUGAAGAUUCUAGGUUCAGUCUUCAGUAUCUUCAAGUAGAGCUGGGAAUUCACCCCAGUUAGGAAACCCUGGAUGCUACCCAUCAGUGCAGACAAUACUGAGCUUGGUGGAAUGAUGGUCUGUCUCAGCAUAAGACAGCAUCCUAUGUUUCCAUCCCUCUACUGCAUUCCUAUAUUCUACUUUGCACAAUAAGCUAGAUACAACAGAAUGUUGUGGCGUAGACUGCUUUUUCAUUGCAGCGGUGUUUAAAGCAGAGUGGGAGGUGCUUCAGGGAGCAGUUUGGCAAACCACUUUCUGAAGCCCCUUCCUUCUUCAGAUAAAUAGGGUUGGGGUUGGUAUGAGCUGUGAGAGGGGGCUGUAGAGGGGGUAGAUUUAAGGGGAGGGGUUUUGUGUAAACGGAGGAUGAAUUGGCCAAAUGUGAGGGAAGGGAGAUUAACAGCUGGAUUGAUGGGGUUGGUGAGUGGGGUGAGCAGAGGUGGCAGCCCCUACAAUGGACGGUGUGAGAGAGAGAGAGAGUGAAUGUAUCCUUUUGGUUCUCUUUCAGCUUUGCCUUCACUCCACAAAAGAUGGGCUGUAACGAUUGCUGCUCUUCCUCCUGUGGGACAGCUCUCCUGUGCUGCCCUGUGCCCUGCUGUGGCCAGUCCUGCUGCUCCCCUUGCUGUGGCCAGUCCUGUUGUGGCCAGUCUUGCUGCUCCCCUUGCUGUGGCCAGUCCUGUUGUGGCCAGUCUUGCUGCUCCCCUUGCUGUGGCCAGUCCUGUUGUGGCCAGUCUUGCUGCUCCCCCUGCUGUGGACAGUCCUGCUGUGGUCAGUCCUGCUGCUCCCCCUGCUGUGGCCAGUCCUGCUGCUCCCCCUGCUGUGGCCAGUCUUGCUGCUCCCCCUGCUGUGGCCAGUCCUGCUGCUCCCCCUGCUGUUGCCAGUCCUGCUGCUCCCCCUGCUGUGGCCAGUCUUGCUGCUCCCCCUGCUGUGGCCAGUCCUGUUGUGGCCAGUCCUGCUGCUCCCCCUGCUGUGGUCAGUCCUGUUGUGGUCAGUCCUGUUGCUCCCCAUGCAGCAGUUGCAAAUCUUGCUGCUCUCCCUGCUGCAGCCAGACAUGCUGUGCCCCCUGCUGUACCACUAAAUGUUGUGGCACCAAGAAGUGCUAAAGGACCGUCCAGAGUCAAACAAAGUCCAGAAGCAGUCGAUGCAACAACCGGAAUAGCGACCAACAGCAUUGGUCGUUAA
Molecule: messenger RNA, 1566 nt
Organism: Podarcis lilfordi (Lilford's wall lizard)
Lineage: Eukaryota; Metazoa; Chordata; Lepidosauria; Squamata; Lacertidae
Source: the annotation of a GenBank genome assembly